AUGGGCUUAGGGUCAAGAUGGUUGUCAAUUCAGAUAUUCGUGAUACUUUGCCUCGGCAUCGGGGCUCAGAAAGACUGUUCUCCAAGUCCUAGCUCAGUUUACAUCAGUCAUUCGCCUAUGGUUAUAUGCGAAUACUUACCGAUGGAUUUUCUGGAAUGCUCCGAUCCGAUAGAUCCCCGAGGCGAUCAGGCAGCUAGGACUCGGCUCGGAUACGGAUGUCCCCGGUGGGGAGGAAACCGGUACGAAGAAGUCCUAAUGACAGCAGUGAACUGCAGCGUCCUACCGGGCGUCGAGUGUUUUGGUGAUCGAAUCUUCAAGAAGGAUGGAUUCCCGUGCGUGAGGUACACCGGACAUUAUUUCACCUCCACUCUACUGUACUCCAUCCUGCUCGGAUUCCUGGGAGUAGACAGAUUCUGUCUUGGCCACACAGGAACUGCUCUGCUGAAAAUGUUUUCCCUCGGAGGUUUCGGAAUUUGGUGGGUCACUGACGUAAUCCGCUUGGUGAGAGGUGAUCUCAUGCCUGCAGACGGCAGCAACUGGAUGCCAUACGUCUAGGACUGCAUUCCGACCCCCCGUUCGUCCGAUGAAUAAUUACGGGAAACGAAGGUUGGCCAUGUGACUCGAUGAUCCCCCUAUCGCGGGAUUCCAAAGAACGAAAAUUAUCUCCCGACGAGUUUUACCUCUCUCCAUGCUCAGGAAUUCGCGAUGUUCCUGACCUCAUGCACGUAAGACUCACAGCCAUUAUCGGAAGCUAAUCCUUUUAUUCAAACUUUGAUGCAUCUCUUUCACUGCAUAGGGUUUGUCUUAAAUAAAACCUCUUCAUCAA
Messenger RNA from Galendromus occidentalis (western predatory mite), 826 nucleotides. RefSeq names its product TM2 domain-containing protein 2. Bases 1 to 555 code for a protein of 184 amino acids. The record is from RefSeq and is a predicted model, not a curated record. NCBI's taxonomy places the organism in Eukaryota, Metazoa, Arthropoda, Arachnida, Mesostigmata, Phytoseiidae. The transcript has 4 exons.